AUGGCCUUGGAUGGCGUUGAAUGGGGUACAGGCUUGACCUUGCGAGCAGCUGCAGAUCUACUGGGCGCAGAGAUACAUGUCUUCGAAGAUGACUUGAGUGAGGGGCAGAUGUACAUUCACUACGAGACUUGGCAUUUGAUCGUGGGCUUCGAACGGCAGUUGGAGCGCGCACAACGGGAGCAAGAGGAGGUUCACUUGUCCUUCCAGAGAGUCCAUGAGGAUCUGCGUGUGUCCGGAGAAGAGCAACGGCAGCUCUUGACCGAGCAGGAGCAGUCGUUGCAGUGCCGACUUCAUGCCGGUGAUCAGGAGACCUGCACCUUUGUGGCACAAGAUGAGAAGAUUUGCGACCGUCUUCAGCACUCGCUCGCCACGCGGCUCGCACGUCUGGCGGACGAGCGACGGCUGCUGGAGGCGCAACGACGGCUGCAGGGCGAUCUGAGGGACUUGGGACGGCAAGCAACGGAUCUGAUGGACACCAUGAACCGUUCGAUCCAGGCGCGCGGACCUGUGUGGGCGGCCUCGCAAUGCUUGUUGAGGUACCAAUGUAAACCUCGGAAGACUUAUGUUUGCUGUAACUUGUAG
Durusdinium trenchii is the source of this 582-nucleotide messenger RNA. The record is from the annotation of a GenBank genome assembly. Lineage: Eukaryota; Dinophyceae; Suessiales; Symbiodiniaceae.